Synchiropus splendidus (mandarinfish) is the source of this 922-nucleotide messenger RNA. RefSeq names its product complement C1q tumor necrosis factor-related protein 3-like. Bases 214 to 777 code for a protein of 187 amino acids. The transcript is spliced from 6 exons. The record is from RefSeq and is a predicted model, not a curated record. Gene Ontology annotation, molecular function: protein binding. Lineage: Eukaryota; Metazoa; Chordata; Actinopteri; Syngnathiformes; Callionymidae.
AAAUUUACCCCGUUUGCUUCGUGUUCUCUCGGCCGGUCUGACAGUGACUUCGAUUCAUCAAGACACGAUGUCGAAACAGCAGGAGGUGGACUUUGUCAGUCUGGCACUGGGCAGAAGCGGAUCCUCGUUCUGUGUCUGGCGUUGGCGUUGUCCGCGGCUGGUCCGGUUGGAAGUGACCCGGUGGAUCCGAGUCGCCAUCUGAGUGCCGCUGCGAUGCACGGAGAGGCCGUCCUUUUCUUCGCCACCCACUUGGGCUCGCUGAGGGAUCAGGAGUACAACCCCAUCGUCUUGGACCAGGUGUUGGUCAACGUGGGCGCCGGGUACGACGUGACCACGGGGGUGUUCACUGCGCCCGUCUCUGGGGUCUACCAGUUUGUCUUCGCGGCGCAGCUCUGCCGCGGAGACCACAACAACUUGUGGGAGUUCAGACUGACCGGAGGAAGGACCGGGAUGGUCUGCCACGCACAGGUGUCAGACGGAACCACGACCCUCAACACAUGCUACUACAUGGUGGAGCUGCAGAAGGGAGACCGGGUCUGGAUGUGCCAGAGGGCCAACAGUUGUGCCUGGGCCAGCUCCAGGUCCAGAACCAUCAACUUCUCAGGGGUCCUUUUGUCUAGUGCGGGGGCGUCCAGGCUGGGGGGGGCGUCCAGCUCCUGCCCGCUGACCUUCAUGAACGUCAGAGUGUCACGCUCCGCUGAUCUGAGACCUGCUCCUGCAUGCCUGGUUCUCACCCUGGUCCUGGUCUUCCACCUGAUGCUGGACUUUCGAGCGUGAUAUGGAGGCCUCAGGUUGAUAAUCCUGAUCCGGUAGAGGUUCAUUCUUCCUUUCUGAGGAUCAUCUCGGGACAUAUAUCCUCACAAACUGUGCACUCUAGAACAUGACGUGAGAUAAACAACAAAUAAAGGCAAAAUGAACACUG